UCAUAUUGUAGAACACGGCGACUGGCCAUCCCCGUGUUUCUACGUGGUUGACACAGCCAAGGGAGCCCUGGAUUUGCAAAUAUUCAAGAUGCUAAUUGCAGCUGUCCAGAGUGAAACCCCCCUUCACACCUAGGCAACGACUCCACAGGAGUGUGUAGAGGGGUUGUCUGCUUGAUUGCUUGUUUGAGUGGUCAAUUGUAUGACAAAGCCAAGUAGUCAGUUUGGUAUCGGGGUCAUUUGACGCCUUUCUAGUAUUUCUUUAUAGCCCCCCCAAAAAAACCCAGAGACUUCCAGUGUUAUCUUGUUAAACAGUGCUGUGGCAACUCAUUGUGUGUAAAUGAGCAGCUUGAGUGGACUCACUCAAUGAAGCAUUUAAUAAAAACAAGCAUUUUUCAAUUUUUUUUUACAAUUGAUUAGGCGUCUACAUUUUUUCUUGUUUAAAAAUAAUUAGGUGAGACAGUAACAUGUUUAAACCUUAUCAUAAUUAUUACAUUUGAAAUGCUUAAAAAAAUUAUUUAAAAAAUUUAUAUACAAUUUUAUAAAAAUGAUACUUUAAUAAUAUAUAAAAAAAUGAAAAAACAUGUAUUAUAUGUAUCUCUUAUCAAUGAUAAAUUUGAAUGAACACAUUGCACACAAGAAGAAAUUUUAUUUGGGGGGGUGCUACCUCAUGGUUUUUCACUUAUGGCUGCGGGUUCUGGUCCCCAUUAACCGGGAAAAACGAGGGAUCAAUGAUCAGGCAUUAUAACAUGGAAUAUGUUCUGAACCUCCCCAUCAGAGCAAAUAAAAUAAAAUAAGCCUUUUCAACUCUUUCAUUUCUCUUAAAGAUCUGAUUUUCCAUUGCAUUGCCCUUUUUUAUCGCAUUAAUUACAGUUGUUGUUUUCUUCUUUUAUGUUGUCACAUAAACGUGCAUUUGAACCAAUCAGAGCUAACUAUCCAUGCUGAUCACAUCCGUAUGUCGGCCUAUUGAACAGACAACGGGAGUCCAGGCAGGGUGUCUCGUCUGACGCAGAUACACACGCUGGGAGAACUCAAAUUUAUCAAAAAAAUCAGUUUCUCAUAUAUGCCUUGUUACAGUAAGUGUAAUGCAGUAGCCUGAUGCAUAUGUAAAACCUGUUGUGUUUUAUUUUGAGUUAUGGGUAUAACUGCCAAGAGCAGUUUUCUUUGCAUUUCUGUGGUUUUAGGAGGUUUGAGUCCCCUAUAAUUUUUUUUUUUUUUUUGCUCCGUGGCGACCGUUAUGUCUUUGUUAGACAUUUGGACGGAAACAGUGAAUUUCCCAUACAGCAAUGAAAAAGAGCUCCAGGGGAAAACAAUUCAUCCCACGUCAUGUUCUGCUUGUUAUUAUGAAGAAUGUUACUUUUACUUUCUGUUGAGCACUGUAUAUAAAUCUCCCUGUGGACCGACAUAGCCACCUACAAGCUCCAACCAUGAACCCUCGAUUUGCUGCUCUGCUCCUCUUGGUGCUCUUCUGCUCCCAGCGGCUGGCAGCUCAGAAGCUGCCAAACUGCUGUCUGCAGACCAGUGACAAGUGCCUCCCUCGUCAAAUUCUGGUCAACUACUUCCAACAGGAAGCUGGAAAAGGCUGCAAAAUCGGCGCCACCGUUUUUGAGACCAGUAAAGGCCGAAAACUUUGUGCCCGGCCACAGGAUGAGAGCCUGUGUGUUCAAAAGCUCAUUGCUUACCUGGACAACAAAAACAAGCCAAAUAAGCUAUAGAAGUAAAGAGAAGAAAACAAGAGAAUGUUUUUGUGUACCAUCACAUUUUUUAAACAUUAUAGGCUGCAUGUGAAUAGACACCAUUUCGUGGUUUUGUCCUUGAUAUCCGUUAAAUGUUCUUUUUUUAAAAAGAUAAAAUAAAGUUCAGCCUCAUUUUUAAAAAUCAUCUUGUGACGGGCUCAUAUGUUUUAAAGUGGAACUGAAACUGGUAUUUUUGUUACAUCGGUUUUAAAUUUGAUUUCAAGAUUUAAAAAUUAUAACCUAGAAGAAUUCAGAACUCUUAAUAAGUUACA
Molecule: messenger RNA, 2005 nt
Organism: Corythoichthys intestinalis (scribbled pipefish)
Lineage: Eukaryota; Metazoa; Chordata; Actinopteri; Syngnathiformes; Syngnathidae
Product: C-C motif chemokine 4-like
Exons: 4
Coding region: 1425-1712 (95 amino acids)
Biological process (GO): immune response
Cellular component (GO): extracellular region
Molecular function (GO): chemokine activity
Source: RefSeq, a predicted model, not a curated record